AUGGUUAGAGCUGUGUUCCAGUGUGAUGGCAGGGCAACAUGUUAUCACAGCAAUGGACACAUAUGGAUACACUUAAACAGAUCAGGUGGUCAAUGUUUUGAUGAGGUGGGUACGAGGAUUCGUCGGUGGUGCUGGAGCAAUCAGAGUUUAACCCGCACCCCUCUGCAACCCGUCUUCCUGUCCCUCAACAAAACUGUUGGUGUCCGAAUCCUAGAAAAGGAACGAGUGUUUCUCUCUUUCCUGGCAGGGGGCCAACAGGCAAAGUUCAGUGUGGGUGCUUGUUGUCCUCAGGGUGAGUCUAAAACAGCUCAGCCUGCUUCAGGACCAUCGGUUUUAAAGGAGGAGCUGUUUCUGUUGGUAGCCAGGACCAGGAUCCAGCUGACUAUUCAGACUCUUCACCGGUGCCUGAUGACACCUUCCAAUCCCCGGCCGCUUAACAUUGCACAAGCCCCUCACCUCCGUGUUGUUGCCCAACGGCUUCUGGAAGUCAGUACUCAUGUGGUGAUGAGUGACACUGAAAGAGCAUUUAUCCAAAAGUGCCUUUCUUUUUGAUGUACACUGAUAAAGAAGAUAUAAAGCAAUCAUCUCUUUGUUACCACAUGUGAAAGUGCAAACGUUGCAAGGUUAAUAUUUUCCUCAUCAAAAUUCUCCACCCCAAGUCUGGAUCACUGUUUGCUCUUUCAGCUCCUACAGCAGUUUGUAUGUGCCAAAUUGCAUUUAGUUACAAUUAGAGCUCUCGAAGGAUUGUGUCCUUAUUCAGUGUCAGGAAUAUCCCACAUUCAACAAGGUGCUGCAGCACUGUACCCUGACUGUGUCUUGGUCUUACUUCAUACUCAUGUCUAAUCUGUUUUGCCUCAUCUAAUUGAAUCACUGUAGAGGCUCAAGUCUUCCUAAUAACAUUAGGUUGAACAGAUGGCUGACUUGAACAACCAGCAUACAUCUGCUUUGAACUCCAAGCCAUUCAGCAGAUUCUCUAGUAUUCCUCUCAGGUUUACUUUGAUAAAAUAUUUAACUAAAGUGACAAACUGAUGAGCACUGUCAAAUUAUCUUCUUCAUUGCAGUCUUCUAAAAUGAUUUUCUCACAUGUAGGAUAUGAUU
Molecule: messenger RNA, 1098 nt
Organism: Monopterus albus (swamp eel)
Lineage: Eukaryota; Metazoa; Chordata; Actinopteri; Synbranchiformes; Synbranchidae
Product: glutamate-rich protein 6
Exons: 3
Coding region: 1-552 (183 amino acids)
Source: RefSeq, a predicted model, not a curated record